Messenger RNA from Tyto alba (common barn owl), 947 nucleotides. It is a transcript of the gene POP4, whose product is annotated as POP4 homolog, ribonuclease P/MRP subunit. Gene Ontology annotation, cellular component: ribonuclease MRP complex; ribonuclease P complex. Bases 45 to 707 code for a protein of 220 amino acids. The record is from RefSeq and is a predicted model, not a curated record. Gene Ontology annotation, molecular function: ribonuclease P RNA binding. NCBI's taxonomy places the organism in Eukaryota, Metazoa, Chordata, Aves, Strigiformes, Tytonidae. The transcript has 7 exons. Gene Ontology annotation, biological process: rRNA processing; tRNA 5'-leader removal.
GCGCUCGUCAGCGCCCCGCGCCGGAAGCGCCGCCGGCCGCCGCCAUGGAGGGGCAGCUGUACCGCCGCCUGCCGCCGGAGGAGACGGGGGAGCUGCGGCUCCAGCCUCAGGGAUCAGAAGAGGCCAAAGCAUUUGUAAAUGCCUUCCUGAAGCGUAGCAUGCCAAAAAAGAAAGAUGAAGCUAUCCAGGAUAUAUUAACUCGGAAAGCUGUAGUGCUUGAGCAUUAUUCCAAAAAGAAGACAAAGCAAAAGAGAAAGAAAACAAAAGGGUUUACUGCCAAACAAAGGCGAGAAAUGCGUCUUUUUGAAAUAGAACCUGAACAGCAAAGAUACUCCAUCUUUCUACCACUACAUGAACUCUGGAAACAAUAUAUCAGAGACCUAUGUCAUGGACUUAAACCAGAUGCGCAACCACAUAUGGUUCAGGGCAAACUGCUAAAAGCAGAUCUCCAUGGAGCUAUUGUUACAGUCACAAAAUCUAAGUGCCCCUCUUACGUUGGGAUAACAGGAAUCAUUCUACAGGAAUUUAAGCAUAUAUUCAAAAUUAUCACUAAAGAGGACAAGUUAAAAGUUGUUCCCAAACUAAAUAAUGUCUUUAGAUUGGAGAUUGAUGGAUUCAUUUCCUACAUAUAUGGAAGCAAGUUCCAGCUUAGAGCAAGUGAGCGCUCUGCAAAAAAAUUCAAGUUGAAAGGAACUAUUGACCUAUGAUUUCAUGGAAAAUCUGAAGUAUUAAUAAAAAUGUCUGCUGUUUUCCUGCAGUUUAAAGACAAGGUUUUCUGGCAGAUUGAAAAUGGAAUAGCUAUGUGAAAUAUUUCUAAAGCAUUUGUUACUGAAGAAUGACUAGUAUUUGUUGUCUUUAAAGCAGUGUCUCAGACUGUUGGAGUUUGUAUCCGUUUUGUUAUUGGUGUAUAACAUUCUGGCUUUUAUUAAACUUACAAUUAGUAUUGA